This is a messenger RNA of Babesia sp. Xinjiang, 834 nucleotides long. RefSeq lists its product as uncharacterized. Bases 1 to 834 code for a protein of 277 amino acids. The transcript is spliced from 8 exons. The record is from RefSeq and is a predicted model, not a curated record. NCBI's taxonomy places the organism in Eukaryota, Apicomplexa, Aconoidasida, Piroplasmida, Babesiidae.
AUGGUAAAAAUGCGCUCCGGUCGAGAUAUUCUACACAUAUUCAUAUUAGGUAUAUCUAUAUUGUUCCAGGGAAUAACAGGUAAUAGACAUGUGCCGACAGCGCAGAGGACCCCUCGUCGGUUGCCUGUUGAUGACGAUGUGGAAUAUCUACUGGUACAUAACGCUAGAAGGUUUUGCGAUCGAGACACAAUUAUGGAAGCUGCAUGUGAGAGGCCACUAGAAGAUGCAUUGAAGGCCUGUGGUGGUGUUGAUAAAUGUACAUUUCUUUGCCAUACAGCUAAGAAACGAUUCUCGCCACGAUUGGUCACUGCAAAAGGAGCUUUAGAUACAGAUCCCGGUAUACCAGAAUCUGAUGCUACAUGGAUGUGUAGUGGUUCUGGUUGGACGGCACUAUACCCUAAGAAUGGGUGGAUAACUGCUAUCAAGGGGUCUGUUAUACGUGAAAUGUGCAAACCGUUCACGCUAUGGCUCAACCAGACGGCUGAAUGCCCUAGUGGCAAAGUGAUAGAUAUGGUAAGGGAUCUAACUCCCAGACAAGCAACAAAGAUGUGCGUCACUACCAAAGGCUGUACAUUUUUUACCAUGAGUCUAGAAUCUCAUGAAACAUCAAUGGCCUUUGGUACUCUUGUACACCUAUGCCGAGGUGUACCUGAAAAAAGGUUCGCCCGUGACGGGCAUUUCCUGGCCACCCUGGCUGAAGAAACAGAGAUCUCAACCGUUACUAAACGUGCUCCGAAAUCGCGUAUAGGCUUGUACUACGGCGGACCCUUGACUAACGAUGCCUAUUAUGACGACAAGACCCCUGGGUCUUUGGUCCCGGCGAUGAACUUGUAA